CUUUUGACUCCUUUCCAGCAACGGUAAUACUCCAAACAUGACGCCUGCCAGGCUCAUCCCCGCCACUGCAUCUGCCAUCUCAAUCAAUCGUCUCCCUUCCCCCGAUGGACGGGCUGAAGCCUAAGGUAGCCGUGUGGGCUUCUGGAACCCUUCGCAUUGCGCUGGGCCUCCUCGUGAGUGUCGUCCUGCGCGCCACUCAUAUUCAAUCUUGGCCCUCCUUCGGCCCCUCGGCCUCUUCUGACCCUCCACUCCAUCCAUCAUCGCUGCUGGAAUUGCUCCGAAACCCCAAUGGAUUAAGAAUUUGGAGUGACCAUGAGGAUGUUCCCCAAUUUGGAGAACUACCCUCUCUACGGAUACAACACCAUUAGUAGCCUUUAGCACAUGAUGCAAGGGUUAAAGCGGG
Molecule: messenger RNA, 403 nt
Organism: Colletotrichum acutatum
Lineage: Eukaryota; Fungi; Ascomycota; Sordariomycetes; Glomerellales; Glomerellaceae
Exons: 2
Coding region: 105-368 (87 amino acids)
Source: RefSeq, a predicted model, not a curated record